UCGCGACGCAGUCGUGGCUCGCGCACGCGUCACCGCGCGUUCACUCGCUACGAAACUUCUCGCGAGUUCAACCGAACCUCACUUCCUCUCUCGUGAAAACAAACAGUGAAUUGAAGUGUGUGUCAGUUAACUCAGACGGAGGUGCUUUGACAAGUUGCCUAAGAAAGUUGGUCGGAAGAAAAGUCGUUCCGAAGUUCCUUAACUAAGGCCCCACCAGAAAGAUGCCACUGGCCGCCAACCAAGCUCAUUUAUCACGUCGAUAGCCGAGACCGCAGCGAUGCUCCGGGUGCGGUGGCUGGUGACCACGGGGGCGCAGGCGGGGGGCGCGGGGGGCGCGGGGGGCAACCUCACCGACAGCGCCCCCUGGGCCAACCGGACCGGCGACCUGAACCGGACCAGGGAGCAGAUGUUGUUCGGGGACGACGACUACAUCUUCGACCGGACGGAUGUGAGGGCCGUGUUCAUCACGCUGUAUACUCUGGUCUUCUGCUGCUGUUUCUUUGGCAACCUGCUGGUGAUCCUGGUGGUGACGCUGUCCCGGCGGCUCCGCUCCAUCACCAACUUCUUCCUGGCCAACCUGGCGGUCGCCGACCUCUGCGUCGGCGUCUUCUGCGUCUUCCAGAACCUCACCAUCUACCUCAUACCCAGCUGGGUGUUCGGCGACUUCCUGUGCAAGAUGUAUCAGUUCGUACACUCGCUGAGCUACACCGCUUCCAUCUUCAUCCUCGUAGUGAUCUGUUCGGAACGGUACUUCGCGAUCAUACAUCCGAUCACGUGCAAACAGAUACUUACUUCCACGCGGCUUCGGCUGGUGAUCGUGGGCGUGUGGAUCACGAGCGCGGCGUACAGCGCGCCCAAGUUCAUCUGGGUGGAGACCAUCACCAACAACCUGGGCGGCGGCCGCGUGGAGACCAUCUGCAUCCAGCACCGCAUGAAGUACAACUCCGAGAUCUUCGACAUGGUCAACUUCGGCCUGCUGUACGUCGCGCCGCUCUGUGUCAUGACGGUCCUGUACACCCGCAUAGCGAUUGGCCUGUGGCAGAGUUCCCGGGGGCUGCAGCACAUGGGCCGGCCGCAGUGCUGCGGGCGCCCGCGCGUCGACAAGCUCACUGAUAAAAACGCACCCUUCGAACCACAGAGAACAUUCAUUGGCACCACCGAAGCUAAGAAGGCAGCCAGCAGCAACGGGUCGUCGGACGGCAAGAAGCUGUGCCGCUCGUGCUCGCAGGCGCACUGCGCGGCGGCGGCGGCGGCGGCGCGGCGGCCCUGCGCGCAGCUCGGCCACCUGUCGCGCUCCGUGCUGCGCGCGCGCCGCGGCGUCGUGCGCAUGCUCAUCGUCGUCGUGCUCACCUUCGCCGUGUGCAACCUGCCCUUCCACGCGCGCAAGAUGUGGCAGUACUGGUCCAGCGGCUACCAGGGCACCAGCGACUUCAGCGCGCUGCUCACGCCGCUCACCUUCCUCAUCACGUACUUCAACUCGGGCAUCAACCCGCUGUUGUACGCGUUCCUGUCCAAGAACUUCCGCAAGGGCAUGAGGGAGCUUCUGUUCUGCGCGUGCCACGGGCGCCGCAAGUCGGACAAGCUGAUCGUGAUGAACCCGGUGGGCGGCGCGCUGCGGCGGAGCUCGACUCGCUCCACGCGCGCCAACUGCAGCACGGUCACGGUGGCGCCCAACGGGGACUUAUGAGAGCUGCGCCGGCGCCGCUUCCUGUACAAGGUGGAGAGCGUGGACGUGUCCUGAUGGACGGAGAGCACGGACGAGGCGACGGACAGCAGCGGCCUGUACACCAUCUCCCGCCGGGACAUGUACGACUGAGCGUCCCGCCGCGACCCGUGCUCACUGCCACCACCAGACAAUAUGAAGAGCUUGAUAAUCGUUGUGAUUCAGACUAUUAUAAAGUGCAUAUUUAAAAAACAAUUGGUUAACUGAAAAGUGUACAUGUGAAAUAUUGUGAAACUUUACAUUAAAUUGGUGGUAUGUUAUGGUUAUGAACAUAUCUUAAAACUUGUAAAUACAUACAUGUAAAUAUAAUUGUAAUAUUUCGUGUCAUAAAAAAAUAAAUGUAAGUAAUUAUUUGUAUAAAACAAUAAAUAUUUUUGUAAAUUGUUAA
Plutella xylostella (diamondback moth) is the source of this 2111-nucleotide messenger RNA. RefSeq names its product neuropeptide receptor A31 (gene NGR-A31). Gene Ontology annotation, biological process: G protein-coupled receptor signaling pathway. Gene Ontology annotation, cellular component: plasma membrane. Gene Ontology annotation, molecular function: neuropeptide Y receptor activity. Lineage: Eukaryota; Metazoa; Arthropoda; Insecta; Lepidoptera; Plutellidae. The record is from RefSeq and is a predicted model, not a curated record.